Tachyglossus aculeatus (Australian echidna) is the source of this 2059-nucleotide messenger RNA. RefSeq names its product potassium voltage-gated channel subfamily C member 1 (gene KCNC1). Gene Ontology annotation, biological process: potassium ion transmembrane transport; protein homooligomerization. Bases 82 to 1842 code for a protein of 586 amino acids. The record is from RefSeq and is a predicted model, not a curated record. Gene Ontology annotation, molecular function: protein binding; delayed rectifier potassium channel activity. The transcript is spliced from 4 exons. Gene Ontology annotation, cellular component: voltage-gated potassium channel complex; dendrite membrane; neuronal cell body membrane. NCBI's taxonomy places the organism in Eukaryota, Metazoa, Chordata, Mammalia, Monotremata, Tachyglossidae.
CCCCCGGGGUCCGGUGGCCCGGCCCUCCCGGCCGCUCCCAUGGGCGCCCCUGGCCCGCGACAUGCCUGAGGGGGAGCCGCGAUGGGCCAAGGCGACGACAGCGACCGCAUCGUGAUCAACGUGGGCGGGACGCGGCACCAAACCUACCGCAGCACGCUGCGCACCCUGCCCGGGACCCGGCUGGCCUGGCUGGCCGAGCCCGACGCCCACAGCCACUUCGACUAUGACCCGCGGGCGGACGAGUUCUUCUUCGACCGGCACCCGGGGGUGUUCGCCCACAUCCUGAACUACUACCGCACGGGCAAGCUGCACUGCCCGGCCGACGUGUGCGGCCCGCUGUACGAGGAGGAGCUGGCCUUCUGGGGCAUCGACGAGACCGACGUGGAGCCCUGCUGCUGGAUGACCUACCGGCAGCACCGCGACGCCGAGGAGGCCCUCGACAGCUUCGGGGGCGCCCCCCUGGACAACGGCGCCGACGACCCCGACAACGACGGCGGCGCCGGCGACUCCGGGGACGGCGAGGACGAGCUGGAGAUGACCAAGCGGCUGGCCCUCAGCGACUCCCCCGACGGACGCCCGGCCGGCUUCUGGAGGCGCUGGCAGCCCCGCGUCUGGGCGCUCUUCGAGGACCCCUACUCUUCGCGCUACGCUCGGUAUGUGGCUUUUGCCUCCCUCUUCUUCAUUCUGGUCUCCAUCACCACCUUCUGCCUGGAGACCCACGAGCGCUUUAACCCUAUUGUGAACAAAACGGAGAUUGAGAUCAUUAGAAACGGGACCCAGGUGCGCCACUACCGGGAAGCAGAGACAGAGGCCUUCCUGACUUAUAUCGAAGGGGUCUGCGUGGUCUGGUUUACGUUCGAGUUCCUGAUGCGCAUCGUUUUCUGCCCCAACAAGGUGGAGUUUAUCAAGAACUCUCUGAACAUCAUCGACUUUGUGGCCAUUCUGCCUUUCUACCUGGAGGUGGGACUCAGUGGCCUGUCUUCCAAAGCCGCUAAAGACGUCCUGGGCUUCCUGAGAGUCGUCCGGUUCGUGCGAAUCCUGCGCAUUUUCAAGCUGACCCGCCAUUUUGUAGGCUUGCGGGUCCUGGGACAUACCCUCCGGGCCAGCACGAAUGAAUUCUUGCUGCUCAUCAUUUUCUUGGCCCUGGGGGUCUUAAUCUUCGCCACAAUGAUCUACUAUGCCGAGAGGAUAGGUGCUAAACCCAAUGACCCCAGUGCCAGCGAACACACUCACUUUAAAAACAUCCCCAUCGGCUUCUGGUGGGCCGUGGUCACCAUGACCACCCUGGGCUACGGAGACAUGUACCCUCAGACGUGGUCGGGGAUGCUGGUGGGGGCCCUCUGUGCUCUGGCCGGGGUGCUGACCAUCGCCAUGCCUGUCCCCGUCAUUGUGAACAAUUUCGGGAUGUAUUACUCCUUAGCCAUGGCUAAGCAGAAGCUACCAAAGAAAAAAAAGAAGCACAUCCCAAGACCUCCGCAGCUGGGAUCCCCCAAUUACUGUAAAUCGGUCCUAAACUCUCCGCACCACAGUACUCAGAGUGACACAUGCCCGCUCGCCCAGGAAGAGAUUUUAGAAAUGAACAGAGCAGAUUCGAAACUGAAUGGUGAGGUGGCCAAGGCGGCGCUAGCCAACGAAGACUGUCCACACAUAGACCAGGCCCUAACGCCCGAUGAGGGCCUUCCCUUUACCCGCUCGGGCACCCGGGAGAGAUACGGACCCUGCUUCCUCUUAUCAACCGGGGAAUAUCCAUGCCCGCCUGAUGGAGGAAUAAGAAAGGAUCUUUGCAAAGAAAGCCCUGUCAUUGCUAAGUAUAUGCCAACAGAGGCAGUCAGAGUGACUUGACAAGGCGAGAUGGCACUGGACAUUGAUGGCUAAUAAACACCGGGGUGGAACUGUGCCAGGCUUAGAAGAUCUCCUCAUUUGGACAAAGUAAACUCGCUCCAUUCAGAUUUUCAGGAUGAUUCAACGUGGUUUCGGAGUUGUACUAGGAUGCAGGCUUUUUCUACGGCCAAAACGGAACAAACUGUAGAUGAUUUCUUUUUUCUUUUCUUUUUUGGGC